AUCUGCUUUCCCGUUUCGUCAGUGAUGCAUAGUGUUCUUGCCUUUUCCCUACAUGGCAUGUUUUCACUCUAUCGCCCGUAUGUGGCACGCUGACUAAUUUCAUCGCCUAAAUUCGCCGUGGCAUAUUUCUUCAAGAUUACUUAUAUUUUAGGCUACUGGUCGCACCGUAACCUUACGGAUAAGAAACACAUUUUGUGGGCAAUUCGCAAUCUGGAGAACCGCACACGGAGUAGGCGAGUGCCCUCUGCUCCUUCAAGGCGAUUCACGUCAUGACCUCUCUACACCACGCUUCCUAAAUUUGCUAAAUGGGAUUUGCCUUGCGGAUUCUGGAUUCCUUCAAGCAGUUCGAUAUCGGUUGUUAAUCCGUUAGCUAAUGAGGACAGCUGCAAGGAUUUGAUACGGACGGGUCUCUCCACAACGCGUCCGUGAUUUGGAGCAAACCGCGAGACCCUUCAAAGGCCUGCGGAUGGGGGCGGGCAAGAGCAAGCCCAAGGAGCCGGGCCAGCGCUCCAUGAGUCUGGACGGCACCAUCGGCACAGGCUCCGACAGCGGCCACUUCCACCACCUCAGCCCCGCCCAGCAGACCCAGACCCCCAACAGGAGCCCUGCCGUGGGGGGAGGCAGGCGAGGACCCCAGCACCAGCACGCCCCCACCAACACCCCUGUGCUGGCUCUGUUUGGAGGGGUGGACCACAUGGGCGGCAUCACAUCCCCCCACAGAGGGCCUCUGGCUGGAGGUGUCACUACGUUUGUGGCUCUCUACGACUAUGAGUCACGAACAGCUUCUGAUCUGACCUUCCAGAAAGGCGAGCGGCUGCAGAUCGUCAACAACACGAGAAAGUACAGCUUCAGGGAAGGGGACUGGUGGCUCGCUCGCUCUCUGACCACAGGAGAGAGUGGUUACAUUCCCAGCAACUAUGUGGCUCCGUCUGACUCCAUCCAGGCAGAAGAGUGGUACUUUGGGAAGAUAACGAGGCGGGACUCCGAGAGACUGCUGCUGAGUGUGCAGAACAGACGAGGAACCUUCCUGGUCCGGGAGAGCGAGACCACUAAAGGGGCCUACUGUCUGUCUGUGCUGGACUAUGACAACACUAAAGGCCUGAAUGUCAAACACUACAAGAUCCGCAAGCUGGACAGCGGAGGCUUCUACAUCACCUCCAGGACCCAGUUCAGUAGCUUACAGCAGCUGGUCUUUCACUACCGCAAGCACUCGGACGGCCUGUGCCACGCCCUGACGGAGGUGUGCCCCGUGUCCAAGCCCCAGACCCAGGGCCUGGCACGGGAUGCCUGGGAGAUCCCCCGGGAGUCCCUCCGCCUGGACCUCAAGCUGGGCCAGGGCUGCUUCGGAGAGGUCUGGAUGGGCACGUGGAACGGCGUGACGCAGGUGGCCAUCAAGACCCUGAAGCCUGGCACCAUGUCCCCCGAGGCCUUCCUGCAGGAGGCUCAGGUCAUGAAGAAGCUGCGGCACGAGAAGCUGGUGCAGCUCUACGCCGUGGUGUCGGAGGAGCCCAUCUACAUUGUCACCGAGUACAUGAGCCAAGGCAGCCUGCUGGACUUCCUGAAGGGUGAUGCAGGGAAGAUGCUGCGUCUGCCCCAGCUGGUGGACAUGGCCUCUCAGAUAGCUGCAGGGAUGGCCUACGUAGAGAGGAUGAACUACGUCCACAGAGACCUGCGUGCUGCCAACAUCCUGGUGGGGGACAGCCUGGCGUGUAAGGUGGCUGACUUUGGCCUGGCGCGCCUCAUAGAGGACAACGAGUACACCGCUCGGCAGGGAGCAAAGUUUCCCAUCAAGUGGACGGCUCCAGAGGCGGCUCUGUACGGACGCUUCACCAUCAAGUCAGACGUGUGGUCAUUUGGCGUGCUCCUCACAGAGCUGGCCACCAAGGGCAGAGUGCCUUACCCAGGCAUGGUGAACCGGGAGGUGCUGGACCAGGUGGAGCGAGGCUACAGGAUGCCCUGCCCGGCUGAGUGCCCUGGCUCCAUGCACGACCUGAUGCUGUCCUGCUGGAGGAAGGACGCCGAGGAGAGACCCACCUUCGAAUACCUCCAGGGCUUCCUGGAAGACUACUUCACCUCCACGGAGCCCCAGUACCAGCCCGGGGAGAACCUAUAGACACCACGACACACUAAGAGCCCACAGAACACUUAGAAGCUACAGAACACUUAGAAGAAUCACACAGAACACUUAGAACCCCUACAGAUCUCAUCAGCUCUUAAAUAACCUAUUAGAACCUAUAUGACCACAGGGAGUGUGUAUUGCACUUAAAACCUGCGGAUCCUUUGCCUGUAACAGACUUUAAAGAAUCUACAGAACCUGCAGAAGAACCUCCUGCUCCCGUUGAGGUCCCAGUAGGUUCUAGUAGGUUCUAAUGGUUCAGCUUAGGGUUGACGCAAGUGGCAUUGAUCUAGGUUCUUUAGGAGUAGAAGAAAGGGAAUCACAGAGUAGAUGUAAGAGAGAAUGUGAGAAGAAUGAAGAUAUCAUAGUUGGACAGCUAUUCAAAGCUCCUUCCUCCAUCCCUCCCCCCUCCUUCCUGCCUUCCUUCCUUCCUUCCAUCUCUCUUCCUCGCUGUCUCUCAUGUCUCCAACUGUUCCUGCUGACGAGCACUCCCACCGUGGCACAGGUGCCAAAGGAACGUGUGUGUCUGUAUGUCUGUAUGUAUGUAUGUCUGUCUGUCUGUCUGGGCUGUCCUUUGCCUGCCUGUCCUUCACUCUCUCUCUGGCUCUCUCUCUGGCUCUCUCUCUGGCUCUCUCUCUGGCUCUCUCUCUGGCUCUCUCUCUGGCUCUCUCUCUGGCUCUCUCUCUCUCUCUCUCUCUCUCUCUCUCUCUCUCUCUCUCUCUCUCUCUCUCUGUGUCUCUCUCUCUCUCUCUCUCUCUCUCUCUCUCUCUCUGUGUCUCUCUCAGUAUUUUCAAGUGCUUCUUCCUCCAAGAGCGUCAAACAACUCUGGAACUCUUCUGUCUUUAUGUGAUGUAUAUUUAUGUCUUUCUGUUCUCAUUGCUGAUGUAACCAUGGUAACAGUGGGCUGUAACCCUGUCAAUCCUGGUGGAACUGGAGUACUGUGUUAUUAGGAGUGCGAUGUGGACCGUACAGGUCAAUACAACUGUGUACCUUUUGUGGUUGGAAUAAUCAUUAUUGACUUGAAGAAGAGGUGAAUUGGUAAGGUGUUAUGUUUCAAAUACUGUUCGAACAUGCUGUCAAAACACUUAAGGUGCACUUGAUUUAGGUUAGCUCGGGCAACGACACCAAAUGAAGUGUCGAGAGUCGGGUACAGGAUGUUAACUGAGAUGAAUCAAACAUACCUCAGUCUGACCUAAGAGUCUGCUAGGUAGAGUGAAGGAGCAGGCAGCUGAAGUUAAUGUCUAACCUCCAUGGGGUAUAGAACACAUGAAAGGACCCCCUUGCGCCAUGUCACACUGCAGGUCAUGACUGACCUGUAAUAGUCGCCCUUUGCCUGAGUGCUUUAAAAGCACUGGAGAAAAGUCUGAGCCUCAAACAGACCAACCAAACACAUAGUCAAUAGCUAUUUCUAUACUUAUAUAGCAUGCCAAUGUCAUUUUUACUCCAGAGGUGCUCUAGUUGACCAUUGGCUAGAUUGUGUCUGUUCUGCUAAGCCCAAAGUAGAUCUAAGUAAAUCUGGGUCUAAAAAGGCCGUUUGAAUGGAAAGUCUCCAUUCACCAGUGCCAGAGAAAGUGUCUCCCAGACCCAGACCACUGGAGGGAGAAGUCUGGGCCUUGAAGACCCACUGGUCCUGUUCCCAUCACAGCCCCUCAGCCAAGGGCUCUCCUCCCUCAGCUCUCCUCCGUCAGCUCCCUCCCCCCUACAUCCACCUCUCUCUCAAUGGAACUCCCAAGAACACAUUUGAUUGGCUUAAGCAAAGUGGCUGCUCCGUCACACUGGGCCCUGCUUGCAUGUGGGCAGGGCCUGAAAGACCUGUGCCAUACAGCAAUAAUAAGAGGGAGGAGACGAGAGGUUGUCAUGGUGAUGAAUUCACUCUGUACAGUCCAUGAACAGAAGCCAAAACAGUGCUCACUAUCUUGAUGAUGAUGAUGAUCAUGGAGGAGGAGGAAGAUGUAUUGAAGAAGGUGCACAGUGUUUUUGUAAUGAAAUCAUUGGAUGAUAAUCUUAAGUGUACAUAUGUUUGCAACAAAUGACUGUGACUAUCAUGUAAUUUGUUUGUAUAGUUUUUUUCCUUCUUAAACCUUAAAUCUAAGGUUUUUUUUAGGGGCACGCUUUCCAUCCAACGUGCGAUGAUGAUGGAAAUACUGUAAACUGGGCGGGCCAACAUGUUUUUUACAUUCAUGUAAUUGACUAAUAAUAAUAUUGUGAUAGAUCUACAGUUUUCUAUCUUGUCGGCCAUGGGUUUGCAUAGCUACAAGCCCAAACUCAGACCUGUAAAACGAGGCACAUGCUCUUCUCAGCUUUAGGUUGCCAAGCAGGAGUAAGUCGUUUGACUGUCAAACCAGAGGGACACUCUGCCACACUGUCACAGAAUGGGAAUCUCCCUCAACAUUUUCUGGUUACAAAUUAACUCUAGUCCCAGGCCUUUAGGCCCUGUCAGGGUUAGAACUCCAUAUAACAUAAGGACCGGAACCUCUGAGGGAAUCAAUCCGGAGACCCAAAGGGUGAAGCCAAGAACUCAUCAGAAACCGUGAGCAGAGCGCCUGGCUCAGAGCACCAGGCUCAGAGUGGUCACUUCAGCCUUGCGGCCGUUUCAUAAACCUAUGCAGUUUCUGGUCCCUCAAACUUUUUCAUUCUCAAAACAAUUUACAAAAAAACUGACAAUGAUAUAAAAAAAGGAAGAUCUAAGAAUUUUGUAACAAAUUCUUUUCAAAAUCUUCUUUUCUUUGGUGUAACAAGAUUAAAAUGGAAAUGGGUAUUGUGCCACUUCAUGUUUAUCUUUAAAUGUGCAAUAAAUUAUAUUUCAAGAGUGUU
Molecule: messenger RNA, 4930 nt
Organism: Osmerus eperlanus (European smelt)
Lineage: Eukaryota; Metazoa; Chordata; Actinopteri; Osmeriformes; Osmeridae
Product: proto-oncogene tyrosine-protein kinase Src-like
Exons: 13
Coding region: 467-2113 (548 amino acids)
Biological process (GO): protein phosphorylation; osteoclast development; cell adhesion
Cellular component (GO): extrinsic component of cytoplasmic side of plasma membrane
Molecular function (GO): ATP binding; signaling receptor binding; non-membrane spanning protein tyrosine kinase activity
Source: RefSeq, a predicted model, not a curated record